AAAAAAUAUUUGAUUGUAUGCGUGAAUAGAAGUCUGGGCGGCGGAAACCAACGUGGGUUCCUUCGUGGAAUUUCCUUAUGUUCAGGAGCCAACCAAGUUAUAAAGCUUUCUUUCACUUUUCAACAUGUCGUCAUCUCAGUGUAUUUUAUCAUCUUUAGUUUCCGCAAUAUAAAGUGUCUAUAUUUAUAUGCAUGCGCAUACUUUUUUUUUUUUAAAACAAAUUCUCAAAACACUGUGAUGCUUCCAUUUCAAAACUAAGUUUUUGUUUUAAAAUAUAUAACUGUAAAUUAUGUAAUAAUUCUAGCUACGUCAUUCACAUCAUUUACAAAUUGCAAAAAUAUAUUGUCAUAAAUAAAAGCUAUGAAUACUUAUAUAUAAUAAGGAAUUUAAGAUGCUUUUUGCUUCUUUUUUUUUAUUUUAUUUUUUUUCUUUUUUGGAAAUUAUGAUGCUAAUUAUCAUACUUUUUUUUUCUCUCAAAUCUUGUUUUUGAUGUCCACGAAAAUGCUCAGACUUGAGGAGAUUGAAUAAAUAUAGGAAUCAAAUGUUUAGUAGUAUGAGAUGUGCCUCUCUAGUUAAGUAUAUGCUUUAACAAUAAUAAUAUUUGAUAAAAAUCUUAAAUUAAUCUGAUAUAUCUUGAAUAUGUCAUUAUGUCCUACAUAUGCAAAAGGGGUUCAACAAAAACCAAAAACAAAAAUAAGUGAGUGGUGAGUGACUGGUAGGGGCCAUAUGGUGGAUUUGUUGAUGGUGAUGGUGCCUUUGACUUUAUUCUAGUGAAUCUAUUGACCACUUUGCUUUUCUAUGUUUUGGUUUAUUUUGAUUCCCUCUUUUAAUUUGUGUAAUUUUGUCAUAUUAUUUAAUUUGGAAAUGGUAUAUUCUUAAAAGCAUGGCUGCAUUGUCGGACACAUGUGAGUCGGAAAUGUAGUUAAUAACAUCCACAAACACAUAAUAAAGUCAAUCAAGUGAACACUGGCAUUGAAAAUUUCUCCAUGUUACAUAUACGAUCAAUGUUUAAAAAAUAGUAUAGCGUUUUUUGUUCAUGAGCUUCAGUUCAAAAUAAUGCUUUAAAAGGACUUACGGUCGGACCGGCAAACUCCACAGCCAAGUUUCUAAUGCAAUUCAGUUACAAAAGCUAAGACACGCUUAUUGGAAUCAUUUAAAACUUAGGAAAACCCUUAUGGCCGUACUAUAUUUGAGAUAGUUAUCGUACAAAAACACCAUUUUAAAUAAAUAAGUAGGGGUGGACACUGAUACUCAAUAUUCAGCUUGUACGUGCUACUCGUCUUGUACUGGUCCGUAAAAUAAAGUAUUUGAAACGAUCAAGCCAACUAUCAAUUACUGUGGAUGGAUAACUUGCAACUUGCAAGCACAAGUCCAAUAUCAAAUGUUCAAAAAAAUAACUUCUGGUUACUAGGAUUUGUUACUCGUUCAUAAAUUUUCUUUUACGCAACAUGGACAUAAGUUUUUAGUCUCAAAAUCUUGGUCCACUUAAUUUCUUAAUUAGUUGACUAUAAUUUUUUUUGCUUGGCUGAUACACACUGUUUGCCUUUUUUCUCUGUAAAGUCAAGUACUCAACAUUAUCAGAUCGGUAAUAAACCAACAAAUCUUAUUAUUUGCUAGCAUAAAUGAAGCAUCAAAUAUUUUUAUAUCUUUUCACUUAUCUCCUUGCUUGCUUUAUUACAUAUUAUUCGCUACUCGUUCUAAAAAAUUCUUGUUAUCCGUUAAAAAGUUAUUAUAUGUUAAAAAUAUUUUAUUUUUACUUAUAUUGUAACUGAAAACAGAUAAAAAAAUAUAGCAAAAUUAAUAUACUUCUUUUUGUAUGUAGUUGCAUUUUAUUUUAGUUACUCACAAGUAAAAAAUAACUUAAUUUUUUUUAUCUACAUUGUAACUGAAAACAGAUAAAAAUAUUAGAUUUGAUAAAACAAAGUCCAUUGAUAAAAAAAAGAUAACAAAAUUAAUAUAUUUCUUUUUGUAUUUAGUUGUAUUUUUAUUUUAGUUACUCGUAAGUAAUAAAUAACUUAAAAACAAGUAUUUGAUUUUGGCAAGUAAUAAGCCGAAUCAAGUAAUUUGCAAAUACAAAAAUUUUCUGUCGAGUACUUGAUAUAGCAAGUCUUUUAUCGAGUACCAAGUCCAAGUUCUAAAUACAAUUACUUGAACGAGUUAAACCAAGUACCAAACCUAAAAAAAUAGCAAGUAUUUUACUUGAACGAGUUAAAAAGGGUGAUUAUAUAUUUUUAGGGAUAGUGGAAGAUUCUGGAUUUGUGAGUGUGACUGACAUCAUCUUAUGCUUCGGAUGUAAACGUGUAUUAUAUGUUUUGAAAUCUUAACAUUAUGCAAUAUUUGGUCAAACAUGCAUAGAAUCCUAUUUACAUUUUAUAUUCGACUUUAAAAGAGGGGGAGAAAAAUCAAUUAAGAAUAUCUUUUGUCAAAUCAUUAGUAUGCUUUAAACUAGUGUGAAAUUAAUUAAAUAGCCUUGUUUCAAGUGCAGUUCUGUGGUUGUUAAAGGGCGGCUUUUCUUAGCCUUCGAAGCAUUGCAAAACAAUGUCCCGAUUAAUUUAGAUUGUUAAUACAAUUUGCAAACAAAUAUACUUUAAAAAAAAAUCAGAAUACAAUUAAGUGCUGUACAUUCAACAAUGGACCAUAUGAGAGCUUUAGGGCCGGCUUUGUUAUAUUGUAUGUUUCACCUUCAACAGAGAUAACAAUCGACCAAUAUUUUGGAAUCUCCUUUAACACAUACAAUAUUCAUCGUUCAUUGAUAGUCUAUUAUAGCAUUUUUCCAUUUUAGUCUACACGAGCAACAAAAUAUGAACUAGUGUCCCACUUGCUUGUUCCCAAAGGAAAGAUAAAUCUAUUACUGUAUGUAUUUAUGUGAAUGGAGAACUCACAAGAAUGUCUAUUUCCAGUAAAUGAAUAAGAUUUUGUGUAGCUAGCUAAUAGUUAAACGACAAAUAUAAAGCAGAUGAUAAGUUUUUUAAUGAAAUUAUUUUGUCAAUUUGAGAUAGAAUUCAACUGUAACAUUCAAAAUGUCGAUUUACUAACAGCUUGCUACAUUUGCAUGACACUAUAUAUUUAAAUAUAUUUUAGAACAGAACCCUUCAAACAAUUUAAGACAGUCUUGGAAUUAUUAUAUGAAUACUUUAUGGUGUAAAUCACUACUAUUAUGUUGAUAAAUAGACGGUCGAAAAGCAAUCAAUGUGGCCAUUGUCCACACAUUUUAAAUUCAACAAACGGCAGCAUAACCAAUCUCAUGUCCCUAUAAAUACAGUAUCUUGGGGGCAUGCUUACUCCAUAUUUCCUAAAAACCUAUAAACCUUAGUUCUAUUUCCUAAAAAAAAAAAUGAAGCUAUUGGCUGUCAUUGUGACCAAUAUCAUCAUCUUGAUAAUAUUUGACCAAGCACCGAUCACCACUGAAGCAAGAAAGUUGAGGAAAACAAUCGGCCAAGACCAUUUCAAAGCUGGAUCUACGGGUCACUUUGUGCCUGCUUCUCCAGGAAACAAACCUGGCAUAGGACAUAAAAAAGGUAAUGCAAAUGUUGAAGGGUUUCAAGGUGACUUCAAGCCCACGGAAGGAAGAAAGUUGCAGAAAACUAACGGUAAAGAUCAUUUCAAAACCGGGGUUACAGACGAUUUUGCACCCACUGCUCCAGGAAACAGUCCAGGGGUGGGGUAUAAGAAAGCGCAUGCAAAUGUUAAGGGGUUUAAAGAUGACUUCAAGCCCAAGGAAGGGAAUAUGUUUGAGAAAAUGAACGAUCAAUAUCAUUUAAAAACCGGAACUACCGACGACUUCGCACCUACUUCUCCGGGAAAUAGUCCCGGUAUGGGUCAUAAGAAAGGAGAUGACUUCAAGCCUACGACACCAGGACACAGCCCCGGAAUUGGCCAUGCCGUCAAGAAUGAUGAGCCUAAAGCUUAACCGUAUCUUCAUUUUAUACAUUAUUUUACGAUACUAUUUUAAAUUUGCUAGAAGAUUAUUAAUAUUGUGAUGGAUUCAUAAUUCUAGAUCAUGAACAAAAAUACGGUUAAUAAUUGUUUCUUAACAUCUAAAUUAUAUUGAUAUUGUAUGCGUUUAUAUGUUAAUAUUGUAGUUUUUUUACAGCAUGUUGAUAUUAUAAUUGAUAAUGAAUCUUUAGUAAUUGUUAUAUCCUA
Brassica napus (rape) is the source of this 4143-nucleotide messenger RNA. Its product is annotated as precursor of CEP9. The record is from RefSeq and is a predicted model, not a curated record. NCBI's taxonomy places the organism in Eukaryota, Viridiplantae, Streptophyta, Magnoliopsida, Brassicales, Brassicaceae. The transcript has a single exon. Gene Ontology annotation, molecular function: hormone activity. Gene Ontology annotation, biological process: regulation of leaf morphogenesis; nitrate import; root development. Gene Ontology annotation, cellular component: extracellular region. The coding region runs from base 3335 to 3910 and encodes 191 amino acids.